This is a messenger RNA of Vicugna pacos (alpaca), 3512 nucleotides long. The record is from RefSeq and is a predicted model, not a curated record. NCBI's taxonomy places the organism in Eukaryota, Metazoa, Chordata, Mammalia, Artiodactyla, Camelidae.
GCGCCCACAGCCCAUCCCCCGCCAGUGCAGAGCGCGGCCACGGCCUGGGGAGGGGCUGAGAACCCCGGCGGAGGCAGGGGAGGCACCUCUUCUGCCACAUCAGCCCAACUCUCCCUUCAAGUAGAACAGCCUUGGAGCUCACGGCACCCACUGGGUCUGGAGUGUGUCUACAUCUAGCUGGCUGCCUCUUGGGCCACAGAAGAUUUGGCAAAGAUGAAGAAACGGGGGAGCUCAGAUUCAGGGGAGUCUGAGGACCUGCCCCAAGAGGACUCCAGCUCAGAUCCCCUGGAUGGAGACCCUAACUCCAGGCCAUCUCCAGCCAAGCCCCACAGCUUCCCUGUGGCCAAGAGCCGUAGCCGGCUCUUUGGAAAGGGUGACUCGGUAGAUGCGUCUCUCAUGGACUGCUCUCAUGCGGAAGCCCAAUUGGCAUUCUGUCCGGCCAUCACAGUCAGCCCUGUUGUCAUCAUCCAGAAGCCUGGAGAUGGCCCCACCUGUGCCAGGCAACUGUCCCAGGACUCUGUCACUGCCGAGAAGAACUUCAAGCUCUACGAUCGCAGGAAGAUCUUUGAAGCGGUUGCUCAGAAUAACUGCGAGGAGCUGGAGAGCCUGCUCCUCUUCCUGCAGAAGAGCAAGAAGCAUCUCAUGGACAGCGAAUUCAAAGACCCCGAGACAGGGAAGACCUGUCUGCUGAAAGCCAUGCUCAACCUGCAUGAUGGGCAGAACGACACCAUCCCCCUUCUCCUGGAGAUCGCCCGGCAGACAGACAGCCUGAAGGAGCUGGUCAACGCCAGCUACACGGACAGCUACUACAAGGGCCAGACGGCGCUGCACAUUGCCAUCGAGAGGCGGAACAUGGCACUGGUGACCCUCCUGGUGGAGAAUGGGGCCAAUGUCCAGGCUGCAGCCAAUGGGGACUUCUUUAAGAAAACUAAAGGGCGGCCUGGCUUCUAUUUUGGUGAGCUGCCCCUCUCCCUGGCUGCCUGCACCAACCAGUUGGGCAUCGUGAAGUUCCUGCUGCAGAACUCCUGGCAGCCAGCCGACAUCGGCGCCAGGGACUCGGUGGGCAACACGGUGCUGCACGCGCUGGUGGAGGUGGCUGACAACACGCCUGACAACACCAAGUUUGUGACGAGCAUGUACAAUGAGAUUCUGAUCCUGGGGGCCAAACUCCACCCUACGCUGAAGCUGGAGGAGCUCACUAACAAGAAGGAGCUGACGCCGCUGGCUCUGGCUGCCAGGAGCGGGAAGAUUGGGGUCUUGGCCUAUAUUCUCCAGAGGGAGAUCCAGGAGCCUGAGUGCAGGCACCUGUCCAGGAAGUUCACCGAGUGGGCCUACGGGCCUGUGCACUCCUCUCUGUACGACCUGUCCUGCAUCGACACUUGCGAGAAGAACUCAGUGCUGGAGGUGAUCGCCUACAGCAGCAAUGAGACCCCUAAUCGCCACGACAUGCUCUUGGUGGAGCCGCUGAACCGCCUCCUGCAGGACAAGUGGGACAGAUUCGUCAAGCGUAUCUUCUACUUCAACUUCUUCGUCUACUGCUUGUAUAUGAUCAUCUUCACCACGGCCGCCUACUACAGGCCAGUGGAAGGCCCGCCUCCCUUUAAGCUGAAGCACACCGUUGGGGACUACUUCCGAGUCACUGGAGAGAUUAUUUCUGUAUCAGGGGGAGUCUACUUUUUUUUCCGAGGGAUUCAGUAUUUCCUGCAGAGGCGGCCGUCACUGAAGACCUUGUUUGUGGACAGUUACAGUGAGAUGCUUUUCUUCGUGCAGUCGCUGUUCAUGCUGGGGACCGUGGUGCUGUACUUCUGCCACCGCAAGGAGUACGUGGCCUCCAUGGUGUUCUCUCUGGCCAUGGGCUGGACCAACAUGCUCUACUACACCCGCGGCUUCCAGCAGAUGGGCAUCUAUGCCGUCAUGAUCGAGAAGAUGAUCCUGAGAGACCUGUGUCGCUUCAUGUUUGUCUACCUGGUUUUCUUGUUUGGGUUUUCCACAGCGGUGGUGACUCUGAUCGAGGAUGGAAAGAACGACUCUGUGACUGAUUCCACGUCGCACAGGUGGCGAGGGGUUUCCUGCAGGCCUCCUGACAGCUCCUACAAUAGCCUGUACUCCACAUGCCUGGAGCUGUUCAAGUUCACCAUCGGCAUGGGCGACCUGGAAUUCACCGAGAACUACGACUUCAAGGCUGUCUUCAUCAUCCUGUUACUGGCCUAUGUGAUUCUCACUUACAUCCUCCUGCUGAACAUGCUUAUCGCCCUCAUGGGCGAGACCGUCAACAAGAUCGCCCAGGAGAGCAAGAAUAUCUGGAAGCUGCAGAGAGCCAUCACCAUCCUGGACACGGAGAAGAGCUUCCUUAAGUGUAUAAGGAAGGCUUUCCGCUCAGGCAAGCUGCUGCAGGUGGGGUACACACCUGAUGGCAAGGACGACUACAGGUGGUGCUUCAGGGUGGAUGAGGUUAACUGGACCACCUGGAACACCAACGUGGGCAUCAUCAAUGAAGACCCCGGCUACUGUGAGGGGAUCAAGCGCACCCUGAGCUUCUCCCUGCGGUCAGGCAGAGCUGCAGGGAGACACUGGAAGAACUUUGCCCUGGUUCCCCUCUUAAGAGAUGCAAGUACUCGGGAAAGGCACCCUGUCCAGCCCGAGGUAGUUCAUCUGAAGCACUUCGCAGGGUCCCUCAAGCCAGAGGAUGCUGAGCUCGUCAAGGACCCUGCUGCUUUAGGAGAGAAGUGAGGGACCCCAUGGGGGGGCUUUCAGCCCUGUGGGCCUUACGAUACCCCAGUGUUGUUGGUGGGGGGCGUGUAGGAACACCAGUGCUGUCUCAGCAGCACCCACCUUCUGGGCUCUUUCCCAGACCUCACAGGAUAAGCUGUGGGAGGCAUUGCUGGAUGCACGGGAAGAGGUGGCCAUGCAACCCUCACUGUCCCCAAGUGAAUCUCCUAACUUUCUGGUUUUUACUGACUUUAUCAAACAUCACAGAUGAGAAAUCUCCACGUGCAUGUAUACGAUGCCCCUGUUUUCUUCGAUUUUGCAUUCCUGGGAGUGAAAGCCAACGAAGCCUAGUAAAACAAUUUUUUGAACAAAACACUUCCUUUGAGAGAAAAUUCCGAAGCUCUUGUCUAUAUCAUGCUUAAUAUCUCCCCCGUCCGGAGUGGUCUGGGGUUAAUGAUGUCACUCCUCAGGGGAGGUAGGGGAGGCUUGCCCCAUUCCCAGCUCUGCCAGAAUUGGUUGUUUCCGGAGUGGUUCCCUCCUUUUGGGUAAUCCAUCACAGUUCCAAAAAUAUUAGCUCCUUCGCAUUUGAAAUAAAAGUACAGAACCAUGUCCCAAAGCCACGUGGAAAGAAUUUUUUAAUGAUCGUCCAUCUGUAAUAUCCAUCUAUAGUCCUGCUCACCUGCAGUGGUACCUACUUCCACCUCCACCCAUUCUGCCAUCCAUCAAAUAAAUACAUAAAUAAAUAUAUGUCGUAUCAGGUGUGAACUCCAUGUCAGUCACUGGGCUGGCGUAGCUGAUUGGCU